AUAACAUCCCAGAUAAGAGGUAAACAUUAACCUGAGCAGCUUGUUUGCUUUGUCAGAAGCAGUUUAUACUUUACAAGAGGAACAUGGCAAAGACUUGUGUGUGGUCUAAAGGACAGAUCCUCUACAGGUAUUCUGUUAUUCUGCAACAUGCGACCAGGAGGUUUUCAGAGAGCGGCGACAAAGGCUGGUUCCGUUCUUUAUCUGCGCGCAAAGUCGAUGCCAGGAAAGAUGCCCACUCCAACCUGCUGUCAAAGAAAGAGACCAGCAACCUGUAUAAAAUUCAAUUUCACAACGUCAAACCAGAUUGCCUGGAAGCAUACAACAGUCUAGAGGCUGAGGUGCAAAACAGGCUCCAUCAGGACCAGGAUUACCCAUGUGAGGUGGUCGGAAGCUGGAACACCUGGUACGGAGAACAGGACCAAGCUGUGCAUCUAUGGCGAUACAGCGGAGGAUACCCAGCCUUGACUGAAUGCCUGAAGAAGCAGAACAUUAACAAGGAGUAUUUAGAGUUUCGGAAAGAGAGGGCGAAAAUGUUGAUUUCAAGGCGAAAUCAGCUGCUCCUGGAGUUCAGUUUCUGGAAUGAACCGUUUCCCAGACCUGGACCCAACAUCUACGAAAUGCGAACCUAUCACCUCAAGCCAGGAACUAUGAUUGAAUGGGGAAACCACUGGGCGAGGGCAAUCAAAUACAGACAGGAAAACAACGAAGCAGUGGGCGGGUUCUUCUCACAGAUCGGUGACCUCUAUGCUGUUCAUCAUUUGUGGGCUUAUGAAAGCCUCCAGUCCCGGGAGGAGACCAGGAACUCUGCCUGGCUGAAGGACGGAUGGGAUUCAAAUGUGUAUUAUACAGUGCCUCUGAUCAGAAGCAUGGAGUCUAGAAUAAUGAUUCCCACCAAGAGUUCACCUCUACAAUAAGAAAGAUGACUGAAAACUCAUUCACCUACUGCCAGAGCAACAUGUAGAUUUGUUUUUAAUCUGCUGGAUGAUCUGUAUUACAUUCAAGUAUGUAAACAAAACCAUUUUCUGAUUCUAUUUUUUGCACAGCCGCCAGCCAGUCAUGAAAAGUAAUGUUUGUGUGCAUAGAUUUUGCCCAUGUUUGCAGAAGUUUAGGUAAAAUAUGUCGAAAAAAUGAAUGGAAAACUGGCGCAAUGAAAUGCCAAAUUAUAUGCAUUACAUUACUUGCAUGUAUGUUACACUAUAGAGUGAAAAUGACAUGAUUGUGUAGAGCUAGGUGCGGUAUGUUUCCUGCUUUUUUAUCAUGAGUUAUGGUAAUGGCGCGUGUAUUUGUUUUUCACAGUGAAGGAAUAGUCUCCACCCACUUUUACGACUGGAUAUGAAUCACACUGAAUGACAUAACGCUGAGCUUCACAGCUGUGACUGUGAAACGCAUGUUUGAUAAAAUAAAACUUGUCAGACCUCA
Molecule: messenger RNA, 1419 nt
Organism: Sebastes umbrosus (honeycomb rockfish)
Lineage: Eukaryota; Metazoa; Chordata; Actinopteri; Perciformes; Sebastidae
Gene: nipsnap1
Product: nipsnap homolog 1 (C. elegans)
Exons: 10
Coding region: 84-914 (276 amino acids)
Cellular component (GO): mitochondrion
Source: RefSeq, a predicted model, not a curated record